Drosophila ficusphila is the source of this 642-nucleotide messenger RNA. RefSeq lists its product as uncharacterized. The record is from RefSeq and is a predicted model, not a curated record. The transcript has 2 exons. Bases 74 to 262 code for a protein of 62 amino acids. Lineage: Eukaryota; Metazoa; Arthropoda; Insecta; Diptera; Drosophilidae.
AGUCAUUCAAAAAACACUUUUCGUUUCAACAGGGCAACAAUUUUUUACAAAACAAAUUUUAGGCACCUUCAGCAUGGCAGACAUGGAAGAAUUUGGCCGUCCUAUGCCAACAAUCGUCGAUAUAUUCGACGAGCUUGAACGCACCAACGUGGCUCGCGUUCCGGAGGUCCUGCAGCAGCUGGAGAACAUCCUGGAGCCGGAGGACGAAAUGCUGCUAGCUGAGGGCAGUCGCCAUAGGAAGAAGCCCAUUUUCAACGACUAGAAACCAGGCAAAUUUUCACGUCACAAACCUAACGAGCGACACCUGCCAAGGUGUUGGCCCGGCAAUUAAUGACUGGCUGAACUGGCUGAACUUUUCACAUUCCCAUUCACGUCCUCCAGCCGAGCAAACAAAGCCAUCGAAAAGGAGCUGAAGGCGAGAACAGCAACACGCAAGCCAACAGAGGACUGGGCUCCAUGAACACAAACAAAUUGUGACAAAGUUGCGGAAAUUUAAUUAAAAUCAAAUACAAGCAACCGAGCAAAAAGGGGUAGCGAAUUGGCAGUCAGGUGUGACCCGAUAUAGUUUCUAACACGCUGCUGGCAACUUGGCCUGAAUGUCGCUAGUUUUCCGCGUCGUUUAAUAAACAAAAUGUAAACAAA